This is a messenger RNA of Galeopterus variegatus (Sunda flying lemur), 8331 nucleotides long. It is a transcript of the gene TG, whose product is annotated as thyroglobulin. Gene Ontology annotation, biological process: thyroid hormone generation. The transcript is spliced from 48 exons. Lineage: Eukaryota; Metazoa; Chordata; Mammalia; Dermoptera; Cynocephalidae. The record is from RefSeq and is a predicted model, not a curated record. Bases 1 to 8217 code for a protein of 2738 amino acids.
AUGGCCCUGGUUCUAUGGGUCUUCAUCCUGCUGGGCUUAGCCUGCUCAGUGUCAGCCAACAUCUUUGAAUACCAGGUGGACGCCCAGCCGCUUCGUCUGUGUGAGCAGCAGAGGGAAAGGGCCUUUCUGGAGCGAGCAGACUACAUUCCCCAGUGCUCAGAAGAUGGCAGCUUCCAGACUGUCCAGUGCCAGAAUGAUGGCCGCUCCUGCUGGUGUGUGGGCGCUGACGGCAGGGAAGUGUUGGGCAGCAGGCAGCCUGGGCGGCCUGUGGCUUGUCUGUCAUUUUGUCAGCUGCAGAAGCAGCAGAUCUUGCUGAGCGGCUACAUCAACAGCACAGCCACUUCCUACCUCCCUCAGUGUCUGGAUUCAGGGGACUAUGCACCCAUUCAGUGUGACCUGCGGCGAGUGCAGUGCUGGUGUGUGGACGCAGAGGGGAUGGAGGUGUAUGGGACCCGCCAGCUGGGGAAGCCACUGCAAUGUCCCAGGAGCUGUGAGAUAAGAAACCGUCGUCUUCUCCAUGGGGUGGGAGACAAGUCGCCACCCCAGUGUUCUGCAGAUGGAGAGUUUAUGCCUGUCCAGUGCAAAUUUGUCAACACCACAGACAUGAUGAUUUUUGAUCUGAUCCACAGCUACAACAGGUUUCCAGAUGCAUUUGUGACUUUCAGUUCCUUCCGGAGCAAGUUCCCUGACGUGUCUGGGUAUUGUCACUGUGCUGACAGCCAAGGGCGGGAACUGGCUGAGACAGGUUUGGAGUUGUUACUGGAUGAAAUUUACGACACCAUUUUUGCUGGCCUGGACCUUGCUUCCACCUUCACUGAAACCACACUGUACCGGAUAUUACAGAGACGGUUCCUAGCAGUUCAAUUAGUCAUCUCCGGCAGAUUCCGAUGCCCCACAAAAUGUGAAGUAGAGCGGUUUACAGCAACCAACUUUGGUCACUCCUAUAUUCCGAGCUGCCACCGAAAUGGGGACUACCGAGCAGUGCAGUGUCAAACAGAAGGGCCGUGCUGGUGUGUGGAUGCCCAGGGGAAAGAGAUCCAUGGAACUCGGCGGCAAGGGGAGCUGCCGUCGUGUGCUGAAGACCAAUCCUGUGCCUCAGAAAGGCAGCAGGCCUUGUCCACACUCUACUUUGGAGCCUCACGCUACUUCAGCCAACAUGACCUGUUCUCCUAUCUUAACGAAAGACGGGCCUCUAGGAGAAUAGCCACAUUUGCCAUGUCCUGCCCACCCACGAUCAAGGAGCUCUUUGUUGACUCUGGGCUCCUGCACCCAGUGGUGGAAGGGCAGGACCAGCAGCUUCCUGCCACAGAAAGCCUCCUCAGAGAAGCCAUCCGAGCAAUUUUUCCCUCCCGAGAGCUGGCUCGUCUGGCCCUUCAGUUUACCACCAACCCAAAGAGACUCCAGCAAAACCUCUUUGGAGGGAAAUUUUUGGUGAAUGUUGGACAGUUUAACUUGUCUGGAGCCAUUGGCACAAGAGGCACAUUUAACUUUAGUCAUUAUUUCCAGCAACUUGGUCUCCCAGGCUUCCAAAAUAGAGGGAGACUAGAAGAUCCAGCCAAGGUGCUCUCUGUGGGAUUGGAUUCAAAUCCUACCACGGAAACUCCUGAAGCCUCUAAGAAGGAUGUUGCUAUGAAUAAGCCAAUUAUGAGCAGCUUUGGCUUUGAAAUCAACUUACAAGAGAACCAAAAUGCUCUACAAUUCCUUGCUUCUCUCUUGGAGCUUCCAGAAUUUCUUCUUUUCCUGCAGCAUGCUAUUUCCGUGCCAGAAGAUAUAGCAAGGGAUUUAGGUGAUGUGAUGGAAAUGGUUCUCAGUUCCCAGGCCUGUGAGCAGACACCUGGAAGGCUUUUUGUCCCAUCAUGCACAGUGGAAGGAAGUUAUGAGCAUGUCCAGUGCUUUGCUGGAGAGUGCUGGUGUGUGGAUUCCCAGGGCAAAGAACUUCCUGGCUCGAGAGUCAGAGGUGGACAACCGAGGUGCCCCACAGAGUGUGAAAAGCAAAGGUCUCGCAUGCAAAGCCUCAUGGGUAGCCAGCCUGCUGGGUCCAGCUGGUUUGUCCCUUCCUGUACUAGUGAGGGACGUUUCCUACCGGUCCAGUGCUUCAACUCAGAGUGCUACUGUGUUGACGCUGAGGGUCAGGCUAUUCCUGGAACUCAAAGCAAAAUUGGUGAACCCAAGCAAUGCCCCACACCUUGUCAGUUACAGGCUGAGCAAGCAUUUCUUGGAACAGUGCAGACUCUGCUCUUGAAUGGCAGCACAGCACCUGCCCUCUCCAGCAUCUACAUCCCCCAAUGCAGUGCCAAUGGGCAGUGGAGACGGGUGCAAUGUGAUGGGCCCCCCGAGCAGGUCUUCGAGUGGUACGAACGAUGGGGGGCUCAGAGCAAGGAUGGCCAGGAGCUGAGCCCUGCCGAUCUGCUAAUGAAGAUCAUGACCUACAGAGAAGCAGCUUCUGGAAACUUCCAUCUUUUUAUUCAAAGUCUAUAUGAGGCUGGCCAACAAGGCAUUUUCCCGGUGCUGGCUCAAUACCCUUCUCCCCAAGAUGUCCCACAGGCAGUGCUGGAAGGAAGCCUGACUCAGCCUGGAGGGAAUGUCCUCCUGGAGCCCUACCUCUUUUGGCAGAUCCUAAAUGGCCAGCUCAGCCGAUACCCAGGGCCCUACUCAGACUUCAGCACUCCUCUGGCACACUUUGACCGUCGGAGCUGCUGGUGUGUGGACGAGGCUGGGCAAGAGCUGGGAGGAACGCGGGCUGAGCCAAGCAAGGUCCCAGCAUGUCCUGGCUCCUGUGAGGAAGUGAAGCUUCGCACCCUACGGUUUAUUCAGGAAGCGGAAGCAGUGGCCUCGGUUUCCAGAGGGUCCCUGUUCCCACCAGCCCAGCGCUUCCUGCGAGGUGGCGAUGAUGCGGCCUGGGCAGCCUUGAACUUCUAUCAGAGACGCAGCUUUUCCCAGGGCGAUUUGGCUGACACAUCUGCCCUUUUGCGGUCGGGCCCCUACGUGCCUCAGUGUGAUGCCUUUGGAAGCUGGGAGCCUGUGCAGUGCCAUGCGGGGACUGGGCGCUGCUGGUGUGUGGAUGGGAAGGGAGAGCUCGUCCCUGCAUCACUGACUGCCCGCUCCCCACAGAUGCCCCAGUGCCCCACGACCUGUGAGAAAUAUCAAGCCAGUGGGCUGCUUUCCAGUUGGAAACAGGCUGGAUCCCAGGGAAACCCAUCCCCAAAAGACCUGUUCAUCCCAACCUGCCUAGAGACAGGCGAGUUUGCCCUGCUGCAGGCGUCGGGGGCCGGUGCCUGGUGCGUGGACGCGGUAUCAGGAGAAGCGACACUGCCUGGUACCAACCUCAGCGCCCAGUGCCCAAGCUUCUGCGAUGUGCUCAAGAGUGGAGUCCUCUCCAGGAGAGUGGGCCCAGGCUACACCCCGGACUGCAGGGCAGAGGAUGGGGGCUUUUCACCAGUGCAGUGCGACCCAGCCCAGAGCAGCUGCUGGUGUGUCACAGGCAGAGGAGAAGAGGUGCCUGGGACCCGUGUGGCCGAUAGCCAGCCUUCCUGUGAGAGCCCACAGUGCCCACUGCCCUUCGACAUGUUGGGUGUGGUUAACGGAGCGGUCCUGUGUGCAACAGCCUCUGGCCCAGGGGGGACUGCCAUCCAGCAGUGCCAGCUGCUGUGCCGCCAGGGCCAUCAGAGCGCGUUCCUUCCGGGGCCACUGGUGUGCAGCCUCGAGAGGAGACGCUGGGAGUCACAGCCGCCUCAGCCCCGUGCCUGCCAGCGGCCCCAGCCGUGGCAGACCAUCCAGGCCCAAGGGCACUUCCAGCUGCAGCUACCGCCGGGCAAGAUGUGCAGUUCCGACUAUGCGGGCCUGCUGUGGGCUUUCCAGGUCUUCAUAUUGGACGAGCUGACAGCCCGCGGCUUCUGCCAGAUCCAGGUGAAGAUUUUUGGGACCUCGGUUUCCAUUCCUGUCUGCAACAACUCCUCGGUGCAGGUGGGGUGCCUGACCACGGAGCGCUUAGGAGUGAAUGUCACAUGGAAAUCACGGCUGGAGGACAUCCCAGUGGCCUCUCUUCCUGAUUUGUAUGACAUUGAGAGGGCCUUUGUGGGCAAGGAUCUCCUGGGACGCUUCACAGAUCUCAUCCAAAGUGGCAUGUUCCAACUUCGUCUGGAUUCUAAGAUGUUCCCAGCAGAUACCUCCAUCAGCUUCCUCCAAGGGGACCACUUUGGCACCUUUCCCAGGACACGGUUUGGGUGCUUGGAAGGAUUUCACCGAGUCAUGACCAGCAGCAACGCCAGUCAGGACACACUGGGUUGCGUUAAGUGUCCUGAAGGAAGCUAUUCUCAGGAUGAGCAAUGUAUUCCCUGUCCUGUUGGAUUCUACCAAGAACAGGCAGGUAGCUCAGCCUGUGUCCCGUGUCCUGUGGGCAGAACAACCAUUUCCACUGGAGCUUUCAGCCGCACUCAUUGUGUCACUGACUGUCAGAGGAAUGAGGCGGGCCUGCAGUGUGACCAGGAUGGCCAGUACCGAGCCAGCCAGAGGGACAGGGGCAGUGGGAAGGGCUUCUGCCUGGACGGUGAAGGGCAGAGGCUGCCAUGGUCGGAGACAGAGGCCCCACUUGAGGACUCUCAGUGUCUGAUGAUGCAGAAAUUUGAGAAGGCACCAGAAUCGAAGGUGAUCUUCAAUGGCGAUGUUCCUGUGGUGGUCAGGUCCAAAGUUCCUGAUUCUGAAUCUCCACUGGUGCAGUGCUUGGCAGAUUGUGCUGAAGAUGAAGCUUGCGGCUUUCUCACGGUGUCCAUGACAGGGUCAGAGGUCUCCUGUGAUUUCUAUGCGUGGACAAGUGACAACAUCGCCUGCACAACUUUUGGUCAGGAACAAGAUGCAUUGGGAAACUUGGAGGCUGUCAGCUUUGGAAGUCUUCGGUGCCAGGUGAAAGUAAGGAACCGCAAUCAAGACUCUGUGGCUGUGUAUUUGAAGAAGGGUCAAGAAUUCAGUGCAAAAAGUCAGAAAAGCUUUGUACCAACUGGCUUCCAAAACGUGCUCUCCGGAUUGUACAGCCCCAUUGUGUUCUCAGCAUCAGGAGCUAAUCUGACCGAUGCUUACCUCUUCUGUCUUCUUGCAUGUGACCGUGAUUCCUGCUGCGAUGGCUUCAUCCUCACACAGGUCCAAGGAGGUCCCAUCAUCUGUGGGCUGCUGAGCUCCCCAGAUGUCCUGCUUUGCAAUGUCAAAGACUGGAUGGACUCCUCUGAAGCCCAAGCUAAUGCUACAUGUCCUGGUGUGACAUAUGAUCAAGGGAGCCACCAGGUGACCUUGCGUCUGGGAGGCCAGGAGUUCAUCAAGAAUCUGACACUGCUGGAAGGAACUCAAGACACCAUUACCAGUUUCCAGCAGGUUUAUCUCUGGAAAGAUUCUGACAUGGGGUCUCGACCUGAGUCUAUGGAAUGUAGAAGAGAUAUGGUACCAAGACCAGCAUCUCCGACAGAAACAGAUUUGACAACAGAACUUUUCUCUCCUGUGGACCUUAACCAGGUCAUUGUCAAUGGAAACCGAUCCCUGCCCAGCCGGCAGCACUGGCUUUUCAAAUACCUGUUUUCAGCCCAGCGGGCAAACCUGUGGUGCCUUUCUCGUUGUAUGCAGGAGCCCUCCUUCUGUCAGCUCGCAGAGAUAGCAGACAGUGUGCCCUUGUACUUCACCUGCACCCUCUACCCAGAGGCCCAGGUGUGUGACGACAUCCUGGAGUCCAGUGCCCAGGGUUGCAGGGUGAUUCUUCCCUACAAGCCAAAGGCCCUGUUCCGGAAAAAAGUUGUGCUGGAAGAUACAGUGAAGAGCUUUUAUACUCGCCUGCCAUUCCAAAAGCUGACUGGGAUUUCCAUUAGAAACAAAGUGCCCAUGUCUGAAAAAUCCAUUUCCAGUGGGUUCUUUGAAUGUGAAAGACUGUGUGAUGUGGACCCAUGCUGCACCGGCUUUGGAUUUCUAAAUGUUUCCCAGUUAAAAGGGGGAGAGGUGACAUGUCUAACUCUGAACAACUUGGGACUUCAGACAUGCACUGAGGAAAAUGAAGGUGCCUGGCGUAUUUUGGACUGUGGAUCCCCUGACACUGAAGUUCGCACCUACCCCUUUGGAUGGUAUCAGAAACCCAUUACUCAAUAUAACGCUCCCAGUUUUUGCCCUUUGGUUGUUCUGCCACCCCUCACAGAGAAAGUCUCUCUGGACUCAUGGCAGUCCCUGGCCCUCUCUUCAGUAGUUGUCGAUUCAUCUAUCAGGAAAUUUGAUGUUGCCCAUGUCAGCACUGCUGCCACUAGCAACUUCUCUGCUGCCCGAGACCUAUGCUUGUUGGAAUGUUCCCGUCACCAGGCCUGCAUCGUCACCACUCUGCAGACUCGACCUGGGGCUGUGAGGUGUGUGUUCUAUGCUGACACCCAGAGCUGCACACAUAGCCUGCAGGGCCAGAACUGCCAACUUCUGCUCCGUGAAGAGGCCACCCACAUCUACCGGAAGCCAGGCAUCCCUCUGCUUGGCUUUGAGGCAUCUGCACCCUCUGUGACCAUUGUCCCCCAUGGCCGGCUGCUGGGCAGAUCUCAAGCCAUACAGGUGGGCACUUUGUGGAGGCAAGUGGACCAGUUCCUUGGAGUUCCAUAUGCCACCCCACCCCUGGAAGAAAGCCGCUUCCAGGCACCAGGACCCUUGGACUGGACAGGCUCCUGGGAUGCCAGCAAGCCAAGGGCCAGCUGCUGGCAGCCGGGCACCCAAACACCCACACCUCCCGGGGUCAGCGAGGACUGCUUGUAUCUCAACGUGUUUGUCCCUCAGAAUGUGGCCCCCAAUGCGUCCGUGCUGGUGUUCUUCCACAAUGCCAUGGCGGGGGAGGGGAGUGAAGGGCGGCUGGCAAUCGAUGGCUCCCUCCUGGCGGCUGUUGGCAACCUCAUCGUGGUCACUGCCGGCUUCCGAGUGGGCGUCUUCGGCUUCCUGAGCUCCGGGUCCAGUGAAGUGAGUGGCAACUGGGGGCUCCUGGACCAGGUGGCAGCUCUGACCUGGGUGCAGAACCACAUCAGAGAGUUUGGUGGGGACCCUCGGCGCGUGUCCCUUUCAGCAGAUCGUGGCGGAGCUGACGUGGCCAGCAUCCAUCUUCUCACGACCAGGGCCACCAACUCCAGACUCUUCAGGAGGGCUGUGCUGAUGGGUGGCUCUGUGCUCUCUCCGUCUGCUGUCAUCAGCCCCAAGAGGGCUCAGCAGCAGGCGGCUGCUCUGGCAGAGGAAGUCAGCUGUCCCACCUCAUCCAGCCAAGAUAUGAUGUCCUGCCUCCGUCAGAAGCCCGCCAACGUCCUCAAUGACGCCCAGACAAAGCUUCUGGCGGUGAGUGGCCCUUUCCACUACUGGGGUCCUGUGGUCGAUGGCCAGCUCCUCCGUGAGGCUCCAGCCAGAGCACUGCAGAGAUCUCCACUGGUGAAGGUCGAUCUGCUCCUCGGGAGUUCUCAGGAUGAUGGGCUCAUCAACAGGGCAAAGGCCGUGAAGCAAUUUGAGGAAAGUCAAGGCCGGACCAGUAGCAAAACAGCCUUUUACCAGGCGCUGCAGAAUUCCCUGGGUGGCGAGGACUCAGAUGCAGGUGUCCUGGCUGCCGCCACGUGGUAUUACUCCCUGGAACACUCCACGGAUGACUACGCCUCCUUCUCCCGGGCUCUGGAGAAUGCCACCCGGGACUACUUUAUCACCUGCCCCGUGAUCGACAUGGCCAGUCUCUGGGCACGGCAGGCCCGAGGAAACGUCUUUCUAUACCAUGCCCCUGCAAGCUACGGCCACAGCAGCCUGGAAUCGCUGGCAGAUGUUCAGUAUGCCUUUGGGCUUCCCCUCCAGCCUGCCUACGAGGGGCAGUUUUCUCUGGAGGAGAAAAGCCUGUCACUGAAAAUCAUGCAGUACUUUUCCAACUUCAUCAGGUCGGGAAAUCCCAACUACCCUCAUGAGUUCUCACGGAAAGCGCCUGACUUUGCAGCCCCCUGGCCUGACUUUGUCCCCCGUGCCGGCGGAGAGACCUACAAGGAGUUCAGUGCCCUGCUCCCCAGUCGGCAGGGCCUGAAGAAAGCUGACUGCUCCUUCUGGUCCAAGUACAUCCAGUCUCUGAAGGCCUCGGCAGAUGGAGCCAAUGAUGGGCAGUCGGCAGGUAGUGAAGAGGAGGAACUGACAGCUGAAUCUGGGCUUGGAGAAGACCUCCUGGGCCUUCCAGGGCCAGGAUCCAAGAGCUAUAGCAAGUGACCAGCCCCUGAGACCCCCCAUCACCCCUGCUGACCCACCCCAAGCUGCCCACCAUGGUCUCCUUAUUCUCUAUAAUAGCCACUUACUUUCAAUAAAAUGUGUACAUGCAGUGAA